CGUUCAGUUUUGAUGAGCGUGCUAAUCGAACUUGUUCUGAUUGUUUCGAUAUCUAAACAAAACGCGCGCCGGUAACAAGUUGCUAAAUUAAUGGCUUGCAAUUAAAUUGCUAAAUAUAUUAAUUAUUAGCCAUGUCUAGCUCUACAAUAAAUAGUUGCAAACUAAUGCUGCUUGGCCGCUGCCUGCGCGCCUUGUCUUUUAGCGUGGGCAUACAGUUUCUGUUGUUGACUGUUUUCCUGUUGCUCGUUAAUUUUCAAGUGCUGCAUCCGCUGCACUGGGUGGUGAGCACAUUUAGCUUGGUCUGCAGCUUGUACACUUGGUUUGCAAGCAUACCCUUAAUAGGCGCUGUGAUCUUCUAUGGAUUGUCGCUCUCCCAGCAGUAUCUUGCCGAACGUCGCUACCACGCUACACGCUAUCGCUGGUUAUUGCACAAUGGACCUAGAAAGUUAUUGUUCCUCUCCGCGCACUUGCUGUUUGGCUAUCUAACUGCCUGGCUGUAUACGGGCUAUUUGAAUACGGACUAUAGUAAUUUGACGUACAAGUGCUAUGGCCAGGAUUGUCUGAGCUCCUACCAUGUGUAUCUGCUGGGCAUGGGUAUAACCGCUGGCUGUUAUUACUUUGUGACCAGGCAUAUGCGUCAAGAGGUGUCGCUAGACUUUGCCAUUGUGGAGCUUUCACGAACGGAAAAACUGCGUGAAGUGCUAUACAAGACGCUGCUCAUGGCGCCCAUUAAAUCGCUAGUGCCGACGCUAAGCUACUCCUUAGUCUUCUGGCUGUUGAGUCCAUUCUUCAAUCAGCGUCUCAGCCUGCUGUUGGGCGUGGAUGCGGAUGAUAGGUUAUCCAGCGUUUGGCAAAUGCUUAGCAGCGUUCGUUUGCUGUUCUACGGUUGGUUGCUCACCACUCAAAUCUUGAGCAAUAUGCAUCUUAUGCAACGUCUUUAUGCCAUGCUUCUAACGGAGCGGCUGCCGCUGGUGGUGGCCAGGCAACGCUUGGAUGCUGGUGAAGUGACUAUUGCGGGUGCUUUGGGAUUGAGCAAUGCGUAUGUGGUGCAGUGUCUAGCGGCCCAUCUGAUCUUUAAGUUGUCGCAACGCAAGAAUUCUUUGGCACGCUUGGAAUACUUUCAAUUGACAGAGCCAGGUAAUCGUCCUGUAAAUUGGCGUGCACUUUGCGAUCAAUAUCUAAGCAUUGUGGGCGGCUAUACCGAUGAGCUUGCCAACGCCGUGGAGCAACUUUUAUCGGUCAAGGGGAAAAGGGAACAGGGACUGGCUCAGAACGAUGUCAAUGGGACAAUGCUUGCCGAAAAGCUGAUGCUGCGUCAAUACAAUGCAAUGCAUGGCAUACGCCAGGCUGUCUCGCCACCACGCAAUCUCCCACAGCAACAAUGGACGCAGGACGGCGUGCGUCAUAUGCCCAACUGGUGCGAACGCGUCUCGCAGCAAUUGGAAGCUGCUAUGCAAGGCUUAAUAAAAAGCAUACCGGGCAUUGUUUAUUUGUUUAUGGAACCGGAGCAUGCCAAGUGCUUAUAUCUGCUGGAGCACUCGCUGCCCAUAAUUUGGUUAACGCAGGCAUUGUCUCACAUCUGCGCCGCUUCACUCAAUGAGGAUCGCUUUGGCGUAGUGCAGGAUGACUUGGCAGGCAUUAUACGCGCGCAGUAUCGACUCAAAUGUGAGCUGGAUAAACUAAGCGGCGCCUUGAUUACACAUCGACUGAGCAGCUCUGGCUUUAAUCUCUUGGUCCGUGCUGUGCGCCGCAGUCUUUACAAUAUUUGCCAUGCCUUCCAGGACUAUCUGCCUGAACUGUUGAAGGACUCCACGGAUAAAUCAGAGCUUCAUCAGCUGCAAGCAUUUAUACAGCUAGGUUAGGCGCAGCCAUAUUCACCU
Drosophila busckii is the source of this 1880-nucleotide messenger RNA. It is a transcript of the gene Ndc1, whose product is annotated as nucleoporin Ndc1. The transcript is spliced from 2 exons. Lineage: Eukaryota; Metazoa; Arthropoda; Insecta; Diptera; Drosophilidae. The record is from RefSeq and is a predicted model, not a curated record. Gene Ontology annotation, biological process: nuclear pore organization. Bases 132 to 1862 code for a protein of 576 amino acids. Gene Ontology annotation, molecular function: protein-macromolecule adaptor activity. Gene Ontology annotation, cellular component: nuclear pore transmembrane ring.